Messenger RNA from Pocillopora verrucosa, 525 nucleotides. RefSeq names its product 2-oxo-4-hydroxy-4-carboxy-5-ureidoimidazoline decarboxylase-like. Gene Ontology annotation, biological process: urate catabolic process. The record is from RefSeq and is a predicted model, not a curated record. Lineage: Eukaryota; Metazoa; Cnidaria; Anthozoa; Scleractinia; Pocilloporidae. Gene Ontology annotation, cellular component: peroxisome. Gene Ontology annotation, molecular function: 2-oxo-4-hydroxy-4-carboxy-5-ureidoimidazoline decarboxylase activity.
AUGGCCCGGAAGCUGAGUAUUCAAGCCGUGAACGAGCUCAACUAUAAAGAUUUUAUUUCAACCUUCGCAAAUGUUGUCGAACACACGUCUCUUUGCGCGGCUGCCGUUUGCACCAAGGCGCCGUUUUCAUCCUCUGAGAGUUUCGUCACUGAGAUCUGUCGGUUUAUUGACAGUCUGCCAGACGGCGCAAAAGCGGGAAUCCUGCGCAGUUAUCAGGAUCUAUUUGAUCGUUGGGAAUCUUUGUCAAGUGAGUCCCAGAGAGAGCAGACGGAGGCUGAUAUUAGAUCACUCGGCGCCGAGGAGAUAAAGCUUUUGAAAAGCUACACCAGACUCUACAAAGAGAAAUUCGGCUUUCCGUUGGUAAUUUGCGCUCGUUUAAACAACAAAGAGACGAUUUUGGAACGGAUUAGAGAGCGUCUCAGCAACGAUAGCUACCAGGAAUUAAACAACGGGAUCAAAGAAGUGAAAGACAUAAUGGUUUUGAGAGUAAACGACGUGGUGAACAGCGAAACUUCUAAAAUCUAA